Molecule: messenger RNA, 2863 nt
Organism: Anopheles stephensi (Asian malaria mosquito)
Lineage: Eukaryota; Metazoa; Arthropoda; Insecta; Diptera; Culicidae
Exons: 2
Coding region: 969-1697 (242 amino acids)
Source: RefSeq, a predicted model, not a curated record
GUCUGGUUACCCCCCCCCCCCCCCCGACGUACAGACAGACCAGUAGCCUGGUCUGCCCACCCCCCUCCUGUUUAGCCUUUCUCCACCAUCCGCCCAAGUGCUUGGGUACACGGAGAAACCCAAUACUUGGGAGGAUGGGUCAUAUGGCCAAAUUGAGCUGGGGAGGGGGGGGGGAGAGAGUGGAUGGUCAGUGUCUGUUCUCCAUGUUAGGGUCGGCUUAUUAUCCCUUCUGUCCUGGCAUCCCACGGGACAUUAAGAAAGGAUGCGUAGGCCCUCCGACGACACAAGAGGUUAGGGGAGAGGCCUAGCAAGCCAUGCCUGGAAAAAACAAAAAAAGCAACGAACAGCAGAUAAUACCGUACCGGACCAAUCAAUACAGACCACCGAAUGGAAAAAGGACUUACGAUUUGAGGCUCGGAACCUGAAAUUGCAGAUCCCUUACAUCUGACGGAAGCACCGUCAUCUGAGGGAAGCACCCGAAACCUGUUCGAUGAGGUCCAGGCCCGCGGUUUCGAGAUAGUAGCACUAGGAUAGGAGGCGCGCUGGAAGAGUACAAUGGUGCGCCAGUACCGUGCCAACUGCACAAUCUACCAAAGUGGUGGAGAAACGCGUUGGCUCGAUACCGCGUUCAUGGUGCUAGGUGCUAUGCAACAGCGAGUGAUUGGAUGGUGGCCAGUCAACGAACUAAUGUGCAGGUUGAGGAUUCGUGGCAGGUUCUUUAAACGGAGCAUCGUAAAUGUGCACAGUCCGCAACUUGGGAGCACCGAUGACGAGAAGGUGCUCUUCUUUACGCAACUGUAGAGGGAAUACGGCCGCUGCCCACAACACGACUUCAAAAGUGUCAUCGGGGACUUUAAUGCUCAGGUCAGACGGGAGGAGGCAUUCAAACCGACGAUAGGAAGCUUCAGCGCCCCCAGCUGACAAACGAAAACGGCCUCAGGCUUAUCGAUUUUGCCUCCUCCAAGCAUAUGAGCAUUCGCAGCACCUUCCAUCCGGACAUCCGCUCGUUUUACAGGAGGUUGAAAGAGGCACGGAGUGGAUUUGCUCCUAAAACCGCGAUGUGCCGGGACGCAGACGGAAAUCUCCUGACAGACGAGCGAAAGGUAAUCGAACGUUGGAAGUGCUACUUCGUAGGGCACCUGAACGGAGCAGAGACAGGAGAGGUUGGUACAAGUAGCAGAACAAGCCAACAGCAGCAGCAACACAGCAACAAAAUCAGUGACAGCAAUAGUGCAGAAGACGAAGUGCCUCCGCCAUCUCUGGAUGAGAUUACCAGCGCCAUCAUCCAGCAUAAAAGCAACAAGGCCACUGGUAGUGAUGGGCUGGCGGCCGAGCACUGGAAGAAGGGACCCGAGAGGCUUACCGUCGAAAUGCACCAGCUGAUCACGAGAAUCUGGGAACAGGAAGAAUUACGGGACCAGUGGAAGCUGGGCGUCAUUCAUCCAGUCUACAAAAAGGGCGACAGAUUGGAAUGCUCGAGCUAUCGUGCUAUUUCAGUCCUCAAUGCCGCCAAUAAGAUCCUGUCCCAGAUCUUGUUCCUCAGACUUGCCCCCCUUGCUACGGAUUUCGUCGGAAGCAACCAAGCUGGGUUUGUUGGAGAUAAAUCCUUCUUCUUCUUCCUUGGCACUACAACCUCGAGAGGGUUCGGCCUGCCAUUUCUGGCUUUCUGUGACUUAUUUUUGCCCGUAGUAAAGUAGUCAGCCUUACGUACGAGGAGGCGGUCUGGAUGGGAUUUGAACGCCGGCCCUGCCGUAUGAAGACCGGCACCGCUGUCGCCUCGGCCAUCAGACCGCCCCAAUCCACCACCAAGUGCCGAGAGCGCCAGAUCCCUACGUACCACCUCUUCAUCGACUUCAAAGCGGCCUACGAUACCAUAGAUAGGAAUGAGCUACGGAACAUCAUGCAGCGGCACCACUUUCCUGGAAAGUUGAUCCGGCUGUUAAGGGCCACCAUGAACGGGGUGCAGAACAGAGUGAGAUAAUCGAACAUGCUGUCGGAGUCGUUCGAAACUCACAGGGGUCUAAAGCAAGGGGACGGGCUAUCCUGUCUACUGUUCAAUAUAGCAUUGGAAGGUGUCAUACGAGGCGAGGGGCUAGACAACGACAUCCGUGGCAUGAGUCUCUAUCGGUCUCUCCAAUUUCUUGGCUUCACGGACGACAAAGAUAUCGUUGGCAAGAUGACAGCGAAAGUGUGUGAGACGUACACCCGAAUGAAACGUGAAGCAGCAAGAAUUGGACUGAUGACCAAUGCGACGAAGACGAAAUACCUGCUUGCCGGAGGCUCCGAUCGUGAUAGAGCUCGAGUGAGGAGCAGCGUGUUAGUCGACGGUGACAACCUCGAGGUGGUAGAGAAGUUCUGCUAUCGUGAGACUGCCGUUACUUCGGAUAACGAUGUCAGCAGCAAAAUCCGGAGACGCAUUGUGCUGGGGAAUCGUGCCUACUACGGCCUUCACCGUCUGCUGAAAUCCUGAAGACUUCGAAACCGCACGAAAUGUGACAUCUAUCACACACUGAUUCUCCCGGUGGUCCUAUAUGGCCACGAGUCUUGGACGAUCCGAGCGGAGGAUACAAAUGCUCUGGGCGUGUUCGAGCGACGCAUCCUCCGGACCAACUUAGGUGGUGUGUUCGAGCAUGGAGUGUGGAGGAGAAGAAUGAACCACGAGCUUGCUGAGCUAUAAGGCGAACCGGACAUCCUGACCGGCAGGAUACGAUGGCUGGGGCAUGUUAUGAGGAUGCCGAACUCAUGCCCGCCCAGAAAGGUAUUCGUCAGCGGCCCUCAGUUCGGCACGAGGCGUCGGGGAGCACAGCGAGUUCGUUGGCUGGAUCAGGUGAAGGUAUACCUAACAAUACGGGGGGGGGGGGGG